This is a messenger RNA of Pristis pectinata (smalltooth sawfish), 4533 nucleotides long. RefSeq names its product HNF1 homeobox Ba (gene hnf1ba). Lineage: Eukaryota; Metazoa; Chordata; Chondrichthyes; Rhinopristiformes; Pristidae. Gene Ontology annotation, cellular component: nucleus. The coding region runs from base 344 to 2149 and encodes 601 amino acids. Gene Ontology annotation, molecular function: RNA polymerase II cis-regulatory region sequence-specific DNA binding; DNA-binding transcription factor activity, RNA polymerase II-specific. The record is from RefSeq and is a predicted model, not a curated record. Gene Ontology annotation, biological process: liver development; regulation of transcription by RNA polymerase II; pancreas development. The transcript has 10 exons.
CAAUAAAAUGCGCCAGUCUCAAAUGUAAACACUGCGAGCUCGGCUCACAUUAUCCAGCUCCUCCAACACGCACUCUCGCAGCCUCACCACAUUUGCAUAUUGCUAAGACUUUUUUUUCCACAAAGACUUCCCGCCGAUUUGCAUAUUCUUAUAUUCUGUUCCCAAAGAAUGAUCAUGGCAGUUUAGUGCAAAAGGCGCCUUCAGGAAGCGGCUUCUCUGGAUUGUUUUUAUUAUUUUGCUGUUUCUCAAAAAUAUUUUUGAUGUACGAGGAACAAGUGGUUCCAAAGGAUCCGAUUGGACUGUGUGCAUAUAUAUUUUCUAAAAAGUCUGAUUUAUUUAAAAGAUGGUGUCCAAAUUGACAUCUCUCCAACAGGAGCUUUUGAGCGCCUUGCUUAGCUCCGGAGUCUCCAAAGACGUACUGAUUCAGGCUUUGGAAGAUUUAGAACCCUCUCCAAGUUUCGAGGUGAAGUUGGAGAACCUGCCCGUGUCUCCUCUGAAGAUGAACGGCUCGGGUUCGGAGAGCAAGGCCGUCUUCCAUUCCCUGACCAAUGGGCACGGCAAAGGCAAGUUAUCCGGAGACGAGGGCUCGGAAGACGGCGAGGAUUACGACACACCUCCCAUUCUGAAGGAACUGGAGUCUCUGAACACGGAGGAGGCAGCGGAGCAGAGAGCCGAGGUGGACAGAAUGCUAAGGGAAGACCCGUGGCGAGCGGCGAAGAUGAUCAAAGGUUACAUGCAGCAGCAUAACAUUCCCCAGCGGGAGGUGGUGGACGUGACGGGCCUGAACCAGUCUCACCUCUCGCAGCAUCUGAACAAGGGCACCCCGAUGAAGAACCAGAAACGGGCUGCCCUCUACACCUGGUACAUCAGGAAGCAGCAGGAGAUUCAGAGACAAUUCAACCAGACUAUCCAGAAUACUGGAAACAAUAUGACAGACAAAAGCAGGCCAGAUCAGCUGCUGUUUCUCUUUCCAGAGUUCAAUCAGCAAGACCAGGCCUCGGGGCAGGCUGAGGAGGCGGGCACUGAACCUGCCAACAAGAAGAUGCGUCGCAACAGGUUUAAAUGGGGACCAGCAUCCCAGCAAAUAUUAUACCAGGCUUAUGAAAGACAGAAGAAUCCCAGCAAAGAGGAACGGGAAGCAUUAGUGGAGGAGUGCAACAGAGCCGAAUGCAUACAACGUGGUGUGUCUCCUUCUAAAGCACAUGGACUGGGAUCGAAUCUGGUUACAGAAGUCAGAGUGUAUAACUGGUUUGCCAACCGAAGGAAGGAAGAAGCUUUCCGCCAGAAACUAGCCAUGGACGCGUACAAUGUUCAGUCGCACAGCAUGAACCCACUGCUGUCCCACAGCUCUCCGCAUCAUCCACCAAACUCCUCCCCCUCAAGUAAGCACGGCCACUCGCUGCCCGGUAUCUUCCUUCAUGAAGGAAGUCAAGGUGCUCUUGGCUAUGAACAUCUCCACAACUAUCAGUGCCCCAACAUGGCCAGCUGGCAGGAGGUGCUACUCAGUCAGGGAGUGCGGUAUGGCCAGCAAGGUACCAAUGAAGUCCCCUCUUCCACGGCAAUUAGCCACCAUGGUAACAGCGCCAUGGUAACAAGCCAAACUGUCCUACAGCAAGUCUCACCAGCGAACCUGGACCCAGGCCACAGUCUGCUGUCACCUGAUGGCAAGAUGAUUACUGCCGCUGGUGGACCCCUGCCUCCGGUCAGCACGCUGACAAAUAUCCACAGCCUGUCACAGCCGCCGCAUCACAAUCACCAACAAACGCAGAACCUCAUCAUCAACCCGCUCUCUGGAGUCAUGGCGAUAGCACAAAGUAUAAGCACAUCACAAGGGCAGAGUGUCCCUGUUAUUAACAGCGUCACAGCCGGGAGUCUGGCAGCUUUACAACCUGUACAGUUUUCACAGCAACUCCACAGUCCACACCAGCAGCCCAUCAUGCAGCAGUCUCAGAGUCACAUGUCACAGCAACCCUUCAUGGCCACCGUGACCCAGCUGCAGAACUCUCACAUGUACACACAUAAACCAGAUCCUCCCCAGUAUUCCCACACUGCACGUUUCCCAUCAGCUAUGGUCGUCACAGAUACAGGAAGCAUCAGUGCGCUAGCAAGCAUGUCCUCCAACAAGCAGUGUCCUCUACAAGCCUGGUGAUGCUCCAAACCCUUCCAGCCUGCUAAUCAGAGAAAGCAACGUUCAAAAAACAAAAUGGUUUUCAUAACAGCUCUCUGGUAUCUACAGAGACCAGGGAAAACUCACUGAGCCAACCAGUAGAUGGUAUGAUUUCAUGGAGCACACCAAGCCUGGCCUCGUCUGUGACUAAUUCCUUAGCACAUUGACAGAGAACAAGGUGACAUAAACUAUAGCCUGAAAUUCUUGCUAGGACAAUAUACUCCCACAGACCAAAAGCAUCCUGUUUCAGAUCACGCUAUGGUUUGCACAGGUCUAAUGUAAGAACAAAAGUAAUGAAAGAGUUUUAAAGAAUUAGAUUUAUCUUUUUCAAACUCAAAAAAAAUCUUUGCAGAGAAAUAUCCUUUUAUCUGUUACUGGAAGUUUGUAAGACACCUGUACAGUUAAAUCAAACUGUGAACAUUAAAUGAAGACAGAUCACAGUAAAGUACUAAAGAAGGAAGCCUUAGGAAGUGAGCACAGGAAUCUUGAUUGUUCUGAUUAAAUGGAGUUUCCAAGAUUGCCGACACCUUGUAUUAGGAAAGCUGGAUCGACUCAAUGGAUUUCAAAUGUGCGAACUGUAUAGUCCCUUCUAAAGUUGUGAAGAAAAAGAUUGAUGUUCCUGGGAGCACAGUUCAACAUAAUACCCAUGUCUCAUUAUGGUAGCAACGAAUUGACUAAAAGAGGAACACAUUUGAUCAGUGUUGAACUUCACUUUUGAAACUGAUACACCUUUACAGAGAUGGAAAACUGUUGAGGAUUUGCAAUGAAAGCAAUCAAUAGAGAUUGUAGCUUCAUCCAGAAGCCCUGAAGGCUUGAUUAUUCCAGAUUACAUACAAUCAUAAAGGGCUACUGUUUCCAAUCUUAAUACAUGUGGAUUUUGGAUGGGAAGAUGAAAAUUGUUCAGGGCAAUGCCGGAAAGCAUAGAUUUCUUUACCUAGAAGCCAGUCCCUGCCUGUGUGAUAUGUAGUACCAGCCAUCUCUUCCAGUGGUUUAGAUUCACCAGUGGCUGUAAAUUGGUAGAGAAUGUAGUUGGGCUGCUCCUAUCUACAGUGUUACUCUUGAACAUAUCAUUCCCGCAAUAAUGCUCCAUGUGUGCUUGUAUUCUCUUGUUUUCACUCCCAACAUCAGCCAGCAUGAAGUCCAUCCCAGAAACUGUUGGAGGAGGGCAGUUCUUUUACCUGUCUGUGCUCCCAAAGCCAUUAAAUGCAUUUUAAUGUGACAUUUACAGGGCAUACUUUGGUGGGAAUCAAACUCAUUUGACUUUACCUUUCAGAAAUGAUUCAAGAUUCAUUCAACUAUUUUUUCCCCAAUAACAUAGCAGGUGUUAAAUAUAAUUGCCCAGCUCAUACUUAGAUCGAUUUCAGCAGCUGUAGAAUGGCUGUCAGGUGAAUCAAUGCAGCGGCUGAUCCUUGGAUUCAGAUCUGGCAGAAGCUGGUGGUGUAGAAGUUGGAGCCUAUCUGAAAUAGGAUUUCAUUUCACUCUAUGAAAUAAUUAGUAGUGUUAAAUUUGCAAUAUAGUGGCAUUUGGGUGUUGUACUUCAUUCCAAGAUUUGUUUCAAUGGGCUUCAAUGGAAGUGGAGUGUAAAAUGCAAAUGGUUCCCUCUUCAGUGCUACUGAAUGGAAGGCUGACUUCUUUUGAUUCCUACUUCUUCCAGCCACAUUCAACUUGAACACUGUACAAAGAAGAUUGUUCAGAAUUGUUAAUGUAUAAUUUUCUCACAAAUACACAAGCAAUAUACAAGUGAGACUGAAACCUUCCCCAGCAAGGAAUCUAGAAAUCAUUGCCUGGUAUCCUUCCAUCUUUUCAGUUCCCCAGUAUGCACAACCAGUCACAUCAACCAGCUUUGUUGAGCGAUACUGGCUCUUUGGGUGUGAUGGCCGAUGAGGAAAGAUCCCAUGCUAUUGACCAGAGAAGUUGACACCUCCUGUUGUCUGAAUGUAUGAGUGAAGAGUGAUACUUCACAAGUCACCCAUCUGUAGCCUUGACUUACAGCUGAACAGGAUUACGAGGUAGAGAUAUAUAAAAAUUGGCUUGGGGGAGGUAAGAUUAAUUGUUUAAAAAAAAUUGAAGUGAUAUUAGAGCUCAGGGUGAUAACUUUCCUAAUCAGAAGGUCUUGACUUAGUCCCAAAGCAAUUUGUCACUCAGCUACCCUGUCUUAUUGGGGUAAAUGUCACCAAUGCUGACAGAUAUUGCUGGUUUGUUGGAAAAGUUGCAGUACAAUGCUCAGUCCUUAAGGAAGCAGAAGACAGGCAUUAACGACUUGACUGAUUUGAUGAUUACCAAUUAACAUUGUAUUAAUUAGUUUCUCAUUGGAUAAUAGAUUGUUAGAAGACCAGAAUAUUUCACAACCACCCCCCCCACCCCCC